CCAGAAUCCAUCUUUCUUCAUAGCCCACGAAUAAAUGAUUCCAUAAACGAUCCGACAGCAGCAUCAUGAGCCCUAGAACACGAUACAUAUCAUGGUGGCCGGCUCAAGGUCGUCGUUGAGGCGUCCGACGCGAGGUCACAACUCUCCCACGUCCAGCAGCCCAUUAAUCGAGAACACACCGCCACUGCUCCCAAAAUCCGAAGACAAGCCUGAUGCAACGCGAAACAAGCGUCUUCGUACCUCUACCAUCUCUGGAGAGCAGCAGAUCCUGAAAAGACGACGAUUAUCGUCCAACAGAACCGAGAUACCUGAACUACGCAUCCCGUUACGAAGUCGCGGGGGCCUGCCUAGAGUCAAGUCCCCGGCGCCAUCUGCAGCUACCGCCCACAAUGCAGCCUUUCCAAAAUUGCAUGCAAAUUCCCCUAACAUUGGAAAACCUCUUGACUCACCGAGCGGCAAACCCCAGUAUGAUCAAAUCAGAAUCAUCGAAGAGAGGGCAAAGGCCUCAAUACGUGGCAGUGGAGGGCUGUCUGCGCCGCGGGAGGAAAGGCGGAAGCUACGCUCUGAGGACGGAGGGUCACGAGCAAAGACAGAACUGGCACAAUACUUUCCUGAUUUCGAGGAUAUGCUCAGUUUGAAGCCUCCUGAUCCUGAAGCCUUGACAGUACGAAGCAAGGUUGUCCUCGUCGAUGACACCCCUGGAUUCGAGCCAGGGAGCCCUCGAACAGAUCCCUUUGGCGUGAAUAAGCCAUUACACAACACAGAAGUCAUUCAACUCAGUCGAAGAGGCAUCUCGACCGAUGUUACUGCCGAAGAUCCCUUGGACGAGGAGUUAUAUCUCAAGAUCCAUGGAAAAGCAGAAAGGCACGAAAAGCAAAUGAAGAAUGGUGAUCGAGAGAGGGCGCAGCAUGAAAAGUAUCAACUCGAAAAGCUGUUGGAUGAUCUUCGUGGGCCAGAUUGGCUUAAGACGUUAGGAAUUUCCGGCAUCACAGAGACCGAGAAGAAACGAUAUGAGCCUAAACGACUGUUGUUCAUUCGUGAGACACAAGCAUUAAUCGACAAAUUCAAACGGUGGAAGGAGGAGGAGAGACGCAGGAAGAUAGAGAGAGAACAAGCAUUGCUCGAGGAGGCUAUGGAUGAAGACGAAGAAGACGACGAGACUACGGAAGAAUCGUCUUCUGAUACAGACGAUGAAAGUAUAGAGACUGCAUCGACCCACGCAGCUAACUCUAGUGAGAUCGAUGCCCUUGCAUCGCAACAACUUAUCGAUGAAGCCAAAAACGCAAAUAAACGCAAGAAGCUGACACCUGUGUCGGUGCCGGAGAUUCCCUCACCACCGCGACCAUUUGUAUCAUUCUUCGACAAACGACACCUGCGCGAUGCAGCGGUCUCAGGACGGCAACGGGGACGUAACAUACUGGCUUUCGGUCACACAGUGCCAGAAUUUGAAGACUCAGACUUCGAAUUGCCUAAUGAUGUUCUCACAGAAGAAGCUAUAAAAACCAGUCAGAGGUCACGGCGGCGUAUACGACGUGGGAUCGACGAAUGAAGGUGUAUCCUGGACGAGCUCAGGCUGUUUCUUUGCAUGGGUUGUACUUCAAAAAAAAAAGACGGGGACAUCAUUAUGAGACUGAUAGGUCUGUUUCACGGAUUGGCACGGGCUUAUUUGUAGGACUAUUGGGCAGCACCACAUGGAUAUGGUUGAAAGGGGUCUCUGCUUGCUAGAGAUUGAAAAAUACAGAUGGGCAACGAUUAUCACAAACAGCGAUUUUCAAAGACAGCAAAUUUACACGCCAACAGUAU
This is a messenger RNA of Exophiala oligosperma, 1803 nucleotides long. RefSeq lists its product as uncharacterized. The transcript has 2 exons. Gene Ontology annotation, cellular component: SAS acetyltransferase complex. The record is from RefSeq and is a predicted model, not a curated record. Gene Ontology annotation, molecular function: histone acetyltransferase activity. Bases 92 to 1549 code for a protein of 485 amino acids. NCBI's taxonomy places the organism in Eukaryota, Fungi, Ascomycota, Eurotiomycetes, Chaetothyriales, Herpotrichiellaceae.